ACCGUCAGUUAGCUAGUAAAGUUGUAAAAGCCUGAACCACAUUUCCUGUCUGUAAGAAUGCAGGCGAAGACAAGACUAGAGACUUUUAAGACUGACGGCAGCUCUGGAGAUAGAUUUAUGCUGUCAGAUCUGAAAUAAAAGCACAUCCAAGGUCUGCCAACAUAACAUAAUUUGAUUUCCUGUUGGAUAAAGAGACGGGGUGUAUUCCUAAAAAACAACAAAACCAGUUACAGAAAUGGAAUGCCACCCUUCUGUCUGGGGAGUUUUGGCCUUUCUGAGUCUGGCUCUGAUUGUUUCAUUGAUACUGAAUAUUUCACACUACAUGAAAAAGAAGCAAGAAACUAAAAUGUAUAAAGACUAUGAAGACAACAGUCCAAGCUAUGAUGGCCAAUACACAGAAGAUGACCCAGUUUAUGGCAAUCUCAGUCAAGAAAUUUUAGAGGAAUGUUGCUACGAGCAGAUGAAGUCCCAGCCUCAAAUGCCAGUUAACGAACUACAGGUGGAGCCUGAGCAUCAGAUGUGUUAUGCCUCACUUGAUCACAGCGUCAAGGGAAAACGCAGAAAACCAAGGAGAAAAAAAGACCCUUCAUUAGAGGAUGAAGAAAGAUCAUCCAAACCCACCAUUAUCACUUCAAAAGUUAGCAUUUACCUCAACAGUGAUCAGCUGGCUGCUGAAAAUACAGUAAACAUAGAAGCCAUUCAUGAUGAUCCCAUAAGAUUAAUGGGUUUAAUUCAUACAUCAAAUGGAGAGAACAUCUGAAGUAACUUCAUGAACCAAAUAUGUAAUCACAAAGUGAGAUCUGCUUUGGUUGUUCUGGAGGAACAGUGAAUGAUGAAAU
Oxyura jamaicensis (ruddy duck) is the source of this 839-nucleotide messenger RNA. Its product is annotated as T-cell receptor-associated transmembrane adapter 1. The transcript has 6 exons. The record is from RefSeq and is a predicted model, not a curated record. Gene Ontology annotation, biological process: positive regulation of T cell receptor signaling pathway; negative regulation of receptor recycling. The coding region runs from base 236 to 760 and encodes 174 amino acids. Gene Ontology annotation, cellular component: T cell receptor complex. NCBI's taxonomy places the organism in Eukaryota, Metazoa, Chordata, Aves, Anseriformes, Anatidae.